This is a messenger RNA of Dermatophagoides pteronyssinus (European house dust mite), 3702 nucleotides long. It is a transcript of the gene Hem, whose product is annotated as Nck associated protein 1 Hem. Gene Ontology annotation, cellular component: SCAR complex. Lineage: Eukaryota; Metazoa; Arthropoda; Arachnida; Sarcoptiformes; Pyroglyphidae. Gene Ontology annotation, biological process: cortical actin cytoskeleton organization; neuron projection morphogenesis; cell projection assembly. The record is from RefSeq and is a predicted model, not a curated record.
GAAAUAGACAUUCUUAUUGACAGAAAAGAGUGGAUAUCCAUUUUUUUGGGUGCGAUCAUUUUCUCAAUUAAUUUUUGAUUUGAUGUUUUGAUUUUGAUUUUGGUUGGAUCAAAUUAUUUCCCGAUCAAAAUGAGAUCAACAACAAUUUCACAUCAGAAAUUAGCCGAAAAGCUAACAAUUCUGAAUGAUCGUGGUAUUGGUAUGCUUACACGAAUCUAUAACAUUAAAAAGACAUGUAGCGAUCCAAAAUUAAAACCACAUUUUUUAUUGGAUAAAUCAAUGGAAUCAAUUAUUAAACAUGCAGUAAGAAAAUUUCCCGUCAUUUCCGAUUAUAAAAACAAUAACCAAUUUGCCGUUUUAAGUCAAAUCAAAGAAAAUAUAAUUAAAUCAUUACAAUUAUAUUAUUUAACAUUUGUCGAUCUGUUGGAUUUUAAAGAUCAUGUUUGUGAAUUAUUAACAACAAUGGAUGCUUGUCAAGUAUCAUUGGAUAUUAGAUGUAAUUUUGACUUGACAAAAGCAUAUCUCGAUUUGAUUGUCACUUAUGUAUCAUUAAUGAUAUUACUAUCACGUGUUGAAGAUCGAAAAGCAGUAUUAGGACUUUAUAAUAUUGCAUUCGAUAUGAUUAAUGGUCAUACGGAUUCACAUUUUCCCCGAUUAGGACAAAUGAUUAUUGAUUAUGAACAGCCAAUAAAAAAAUUGUCCGAAGAAUUUGUACCACAUUCAAAAUUAUUACAACAAGCAUUGAUAUCAUUAUCGGAAGAAUUUCUUGCACGAAAUAUUACCGCUGUUGAUUGGCGAAAUGAACAUUUAUUUAGUUUAACGGCUAAACCUGAACAAAUGUUAAAUCCAGCAUUAACUCCAACAACACAAUUACUUUAUAUGUCUAUGGAUGCUAUGGAACGUUAUAUUAUUUUUGGCUUUCUUUUGAUACAUCAGUUUUUGAAUCAACAAGAAACACAAAGAUUGUUUAUGAGUGCAUUGAAAAAUGGUUGGGUUAUUGUAUUGUUUCGUGAUGAAAUAUUACAUACACAUCAAUUUGUUCAACAAUAUUUUGAAACACAUAAAGGUUAUAAUAAACGAAUUUCCGAAGUUAAAGAUACAUUCAAUCAUGUUAUUAGUAAAGGGCCACAUUUUCAUCGAGAAAGACGUAAAUAUCUUCGUGCAGCAUUGAAAGAAUUAAGUUUACUUUUAUCCGAUCAGCCUGGUUUGCUUGGACCGAAAACAUUGUUUGUUUUUAUGGCACUUUCAUUUGCACGUGAUGAAGUUUAUUGGCUUUUACGACAUUAUGAAAAUCCACCAAGUCGUCAAUCAGGAAAAUCAAAAGUUUCACCCGAAGAUCUUAUUGAUCGUCAAUUACCUGAACUUUUAUUCUAUAUUGAAGAAUUGCGUGGUUUAGUUAGGAAAUAUAGCCAAGUUAUACAACGUUAUCAUAUACAAUAUCUUUAUAAUUAUGAUGCACAUCUUUUAAAUGAAAUACUUAAAAAUAGUCCAACAUUACCUGAAGAUGAUUGUAUUAUAUUGGACAGUAUUCAUGCUACUAUCUCAAAUUUAAAUGAAAGCCAAUUGGAAAGUCAAAUAUUUGAUUUUCGUCCAUUACGUUUGGAUUGGUUUCGUUUACAAACUUAUACCAGUAUAAGUCGUUAUCCAUUUUUGAUUAUUGAAAAUCCAAAUCUUGCUCAAUGUAUGAAUACAAUUGUUUAUCAUACAAAAAUGAUUGAUUAUCUUGAUCAAAUGUUAACCGAAACCAGUGAUCUAUCUAUUUUUUGCUUUUGUAAUCGAUCAUUUGAAGAUCAAUUUCGAAUGUGUUUAGAAUUUCCUGCACAAACACGUUACAUAAUUGCAUUUCCAUUAAUAUGUAGCCAUUUUUUAAAUUGUGUUCAUGAAUUAUGUCCCGAAGAACGAUAUCAUAUUGGUGAUCGAUCAAUCAAUUUGGUAAAUCUUUUUUUGGAAGAAAUGUCAAAAGAAGCAAAAAAUAUAAUCACAACAAUUUGUGAUGAACAUUGUAUUAUGAGCGAUAUGUUAAUGCCCAAACAUGCAAAAAUGUUUGCCGAAGAGAAAAAACUUAAACAAAAAGGACAACGAGGAGGAAAUGCUGCUGGAAAUGGACAACAAUCGAAUAAUAUUGAUCCAAGAUCAAUUUCAAAUGGUUUGAAUACAAACAAUAUGUAUGUAAUUAAACCUGGUGCUGAAUCAUAUCGUCGAAAUCGUGAAGAAUUAACAACAAUGGAUAAAUUACAUAUGGCAUUAACUGAACUUUGUUAUGCAAUUAAUCAUACACCAAGUAUUUAUGUUUGGGAUCAUACAUUUUCACCACGUGAAUAUUUGACACAAAAUCUUGAAAAUCGUUUCAAUAAAUCAUUGGUCAAUAUGACCAUGUAUAAUGAACAAACCAAAGAAAUUGCCAAACCAUCCGAAUUAUUGAUCAGUGUUCGAGCAUAUAUGAAUGUUUUGCAAAGCAUCGAAAGUCAUGUUCACAUUGAUAUGACUCGUGUGUUCAACAAUAUUAUGUUACAACAAACACAAACACAGGAUUCACAUGGCGAUAAAACAAUUACAUUUUUAUAUACAAAUUGGUAUCUGGAAGUUUUACUUCGUAAAGUUUCCACUGAUCAUAUUGUCUAUUCACCACGACAAAAAGCAUUUGUAUCAUUGGUUAUUGAUCCACAGAUGCCAUUUUCAGCCGAAGAAUAUUCCGAUAUUAAUGAACUACGAGCUCUAGUUGAAUUGAUUGGCUCUUAUGGAAUCGAUAGUUUGACAGAGAAAAUAAUGUGGCAUAUUGCCAGUCAAGUUACCGAACUAAAGCGUAUCGUCAAUAGAAAUGUUGAAACAUUGAUUGAAUUACGAUCACAUUAUGAUCGACCUGAACAGAUGAGAGAAUUGGUAAAAAAAUUGACCGAUGUUGAUUCCGUUCUUAAACGAAUGACAAUUAUUGGUGAAAUGAUGUGUUUCCGUUCAUUAUUGCAAGAAGCAUUGAAUGAUGUUCUUGAAGAACGUAUACCAUUUUUACUUGGUUCAAUAAAAGAUUUUCAUCAUUCAGCUAAUAGUUCAAUGAUUGAAUCAAUGCAUAUGGAUAAUAAUAAUGUUAUAAAAGUUGUUGAUGAAAUGGCCAGUUCGGCCGGUAUUGAAUGUAAAGUUGAUCCAGCAUUAGUAAAUGCUUUACGUAAUCAAAAAAAUGAUAUUAAACCGGAAGAAAAAUAUCAAUAUGCAUGUUUAUUGAUGGUUUUUAUUGCUGUUUCUUUACCGAAAUUAGCUCGUAUGGAAAAUUCAAUCUAUCGACCUGAAUUGGAAGCACAUUCAAAUAAUAUACAUUGUUUAGCAAAAGCAAUUAAUGGAAUUGCUGCUGCAUUAUUCACCAUAACCGAUAUGAAUGAUAUUGAAGAUCGACUUAAAGAAUUUUUAGCAUUAGCAUCAUCAUCAUUGUUACGAUUAGGACAGGAAACUGGUGAUAAAGAAGCUAUUCGAAAUCGUGAAUCCGUCUAUAUUCUAUUGGAUUUAAUUGUACAAGAAUCACCAUUUUUAACAAUGGAUCUAUUGGAAUCAUGUUUUCCGCAUGCAUUAAUUCGUAAUGCCUAUCAUGAAGUUUAUAAACAUAUUUCCAUUAAUAAUCAAUAAUUAUUUAUUCAUUUACUUUAAAAUGCAUUUUAUUCAAUUCAAAAUUCCAUAUACAAUCAAAUUAAAUCUUUCAACGAUGGCUGUAUUGGA